This is a messenger RNA of Diaporthe amygdali, 951 nucleotides long. RefSeq lists its product as uncharacterized. The record is from RefSeq and is a predicted model, not a curated record. Bases 1 to 951 code for a protein of 316 amino acids. Lineage: Eukaryota; Fungi; Ascomycota; Sordariomycetes; Diaporthales; Diaporthaceae. The transcript has 3 exons.
AUGCACUCGGAUUUCACAACACUUGCCACUCCAGCGGGUCGCUUCAUCCGCCUGUUGGAGCCCAAGAAUCUGCCAUCGCUUCACGAUAGCCCUCUCUCGUUGAUGAAGACAUACUUCACAUUGAAUAAACACCAUAUGUCGAAGCCAAACACAUCUUUUCCCCUUCUCAAGCAGCUCGCCAUGCAGAAGUGGAAGCCCGAGCGAGUUUACGAAAAGGUCGGAGUCAGGGACGAGGAGUCAUCCAAUGAGUACCCACGGGCAGAUGAGGUAGAGAGGGUUUCUCGGGGAACUAGAACCCGCUCCCUCAUCUCGGGCAUCGUUGUUACUGGAUUGAUGGCGGUAUGCAUCGCUGGCAUCGUCUGGUGGCCUGGCCGGAUUCAAGAUCAAGCAAUCAGAAUGGCCGCAUACGACCACUCCCACCAAGAUCACCCCAGUCAUCCAGCUCAUGACCACUCAGACUCGCAUCUCUUUGAGCACUUGGGACCGUCUAGCAGCUCUGACCACUCCCCUUACCCACAAUCAAAGGAUGACGACACCGUUGCUACCUGCGGAAGCACCCUUGCUGAAGCACAGGCACUGAACUGCACUUGGGAUUUACUGGCAGCGGCUUGGCUUCCCCCCGCAUGCAUCGACGAGGAACUCACAGCGGACUUCCGAGCCCAGGGGCCAUGGACAUACUUCGCGGACAGGGAGGGGACACAAGAGCUGUUCGAAGAGGAGUUGCAGUACCGCGUCGGGAAGGGCAAUGAGUACUACACUUCGCUCAGGUAUCACAAGACGCACUGCUCUUACCAGUGGCGAAAGAUGCAUCGGGCGAUGGAGAGGGGUACUAAGAUUGAGAACAAGCUGGCCGACUACCACCACACGAUGCACUGUGGCUACGUCCAGAUGCAGCAAGGAGAUAUGGAGGACCUGAUGACCAAAAUCACGGUUGAGCUUAUGACUUGCUGA